CGUGACUUUGACAAGCCGAUAAUUAAGCGGUUACCAUCAUCAAGAACACCGACAUUGCUGUCCGAUCGCACAACCAUCUAAGAUGCUGAAGCACGUGCAGAUCUCACCGAUGCGCAGCCGGGCAGAUUCACUGUCGAUGCGUUCGUCCACAUCCUGCGCAUCGUCCCUGUGCGGCAGUCCGGAGCCUCCGGGCGAUCAGCUUCGAAGCCACUCGCGAGCAUCGAGCUAUUCCAGCCUGAACGAAACCAUUCCGCAGACAACAAUCAAAAUCUAUACGGCUUGUUUGCGGCAGGACAUCGAGUACAAAACGCUCGGGAUUUCGUAUGAUGCUACCAGCAAGAGUGUUGUACAGCAGGUGCUUCGAAGAUGUAAAAUGCGUCAUCGAGAUCCGCGAUUGUUUUACCUCACGAUGGAGGUCACUGUACGUCGCCCGGGUGUAAAGUCAGUUCUAGAGUUAGAUGACGAAGCACGACCAGCGCUACUGCAGGCCUGUCAUCCCAAAGGUGACUCCAGGUUUUGUCUGCAACAGAAACCAGGCGGUUUAAUACGGGUACACACCUCAGCGCUACAGCCCAACUCCCAGUACAAGUCUCUACUCAUCUCGGAGGAGACAACAUCCGACGAGCUUCUGUCGUUGCUACUCUCCUGCUAUAAUUCGAUCGAACCCGUGGAGCAGUUUUCCCUGUACGAAGUUUGUCCUGGUCAGGAGUACCAGCGCAAGCUACACCCGGACGAUUUGCCCCUCAAGACACAGCUUCAGCGCCAGCAGAAGGGCGAGAUUAUGCAUUUUCUCGUUCGCCGUAAUCCAAACUAUCCGCGCCGCCGUCAGCUGCUAGCCACCAUCGCCGAAUCGAAACACUUCAUCCUCAACUCGUCGCUCGAUUCGGCGAACGCUCAGCAUCCAACGCCCGGCAUGCACCAUCUGCACCAGCAGCCACAUCACCAUCACCUUCACCAUCAUCAUCGGUUGUCGCUUCACUCGGGCAGCUUCUCGCUCGGUCCCACCGGUACACCCACCAACACCUUCAUCUCGGACAUCGUAGACGGGUUGAGCUCACUGAACGACCUGCCAGCCGAGGCGAAGAGUUUGCGGCUUAAGGAGAGCAACUCCUUCCGGCCAGCAUCGCUCGACGAUUCGGCCACCUCAACCGAUUCCACCGACUCAACCGAAUCGUCUUCCUCCUCUUCCUCCUGCUCGUCCUUUUCCUCUCUUUCGUCAGAUUCUUCCUUCGAAGAACCGGACCAACCGAGCAACGAGGGCGAUGUUACAACGAUGAGUUCCUGUCACGCAGCACCCCCGGAAGUGAAAUGUAAAAACAGCGCUCAACACCAACAGCCACCACCCCGGCCAGCCAAAUCAUCCAGCAUGCUGGCGGCACUUAGCCGUCCAUCGUUGCUGCCCGCCUCCACGUUGGCCGCUCCGUCCUACAGUCCCGUGUACAACAUUCGCGAAAUUCGCACCGUCAGUCAGUCGUUUUCGGCACUCGGAAUCGAUAAAAAGUUGGCCGACAUUCGAAACAGCACCAGCAGCUGCAACAGCAACAGCGGCGUGAAAACGAACACCACCAACGAGAGCAGUGCGGUGCGAACGAGCGCUCUGCUGAAGGAGAUGGUCAAUACGGAUCCGGCAAAGGGUGUCGGUAACUUUGUCUACAUUUAG
Molecule: messenger RNA, 1660 nt
Organism: Anopheles maculipalpis
Lineage: Eukaryota; Metazoa; Arthropoda; Insecta; Diptera; Culicidae
Gene: rau
Exons: 5
Coding region: 83-1660 (525 amino acids)
Biological process (GO): positive regulation of fibroblast growth factor receptor signaling pathway; signal transduction; positive regulation of epidermal growth factor receptor signaling pathway
Source: RefSeq, a predicted model, not a curated record